GCUGAAUUAGCGGCUGUUGUUUGAUAAACAGAUGUAUGGCACUGUGCUGGUUAGAUUAGUAGGGUCUGGGGUUUGAUAUGAUUUGUGGAUUAUGACUUUAUUUCACUCUAGUCGUCAGUUAUUCACCUCAGAACACCGGAAUGCAGCUAGCGGCUUACUGCCAGCUAACCGCCCAGCUUAAAUGAUAAGUAUUCCGAGAUGUAUUAAUAGAGUAUGUUUGAUAUCAGAAUGACGUUACUUCGUUGGUUAGAUUUGAGGGAAACCUUGAUGAGAUCAAGAGCGAACCAAAUCCCUUUAAGAUGCCUGAAGACAACAACAUCUUCCUCUUGAGAAAUGCAGAGAAAACGCCGAGGAAACAAGAAUACAGGAAGGAGUUGAGUCUUCCUGUGCAAGAGAAGAAGACAUACACAGGCAGAAUGAGGGCCAAACAAACAGAGCUGAGGAAGAAAUUGAGAGAUGGCCUGGAGGAUGAGGAAGAGGGAAAAAGCUCCAGUGCUUCCCAGCUCAUUCAAUAUCCACCUGCAUGCAAGGUGAUCAUGAUCAAAGAUCGUAACAUUGAAAAAGAAAGCGUACGAGAGUUCAUUAGCAAGAAGCGAGAGAUGUUUUAUCUGCAGCAUGCUCUGGUAGUAAAGAGAGAGGAGAUCGAGAAGCUGGAAGAGGUGGCAACUCAUGAAGAGAAGAAGCUUGUAAGAGCUGAAAGGAUGCUUAAGGACGAUGCCAUGUUGUUUGACUCAUUUCUCAAGGAAAAUGACAAGAACACAGUGGAGGCCAUCAAAAUUGCUGAGCAGGAGACCAAAGCAAAGCUGGAGAAAAUGGCUGAGAUCAAGAGGCUCAAUGCCAAAAUGGUGGCCAUUAAAAGUGACAUCUCCAAGUAUGAGGACACUCUGCAGGAGUACAAGCUCUAUAAAGGCUUUUUGUUUGAGCUUUCUCCCCUGGAGUGGCAGGAGAAACAGAGAGAGAAGAACAGACGGUCUCCUAAGCCCAGCUCCACUCCACCAACCACCACUGACAAGAGAGAGAGGGAGGUGAGGAGCAGAGAGACAGAAAGAGGGAAAAAGACACCUCAGACUGAUAGACGAAGGGAGAACCGGAGCUCUGUAGGAUCCCGAGAGCUUCCCCCUCUUCGUGAGGGCAGAGCUCCAUCCAGAUACAGCAUGAAGUCAACUCCUCAGAGUGGUAAAAUAAGUCCUGCAUCUGAAACAGACAGCUCAGAAUAUGAGGAGGAGCCGGAGCUGUAUUUCACUGAACCGCAGCAGCUGUUGGACUUACUGAGUGAGCUGGAGGAGCAGAAUCUCUCUCUGAUCCAGAACGCUCAGGAGACGGAGGAGGGCCUGGUGGAGUUCAGGAACACUGUGGAGCAGACGCGCAAGAACAUGGAGCAUGAAGCACUCCAGCUCAAGCAACAGAUUGACAUCAUGACAGAGACCAUUCAGAAAGAGAAAGAGAGGACCGCAGAACUAGAACUCAAAGUCAGACUCUUCAACUUCGGAAAUGAAAACACAGAUGAGGACGACACACUGAACGCUCUGAGCCGGAAGGUGGAGGCGGUGUAUCGAAGCUGUAUAGGAAGCACUGAAGACAGUUUGAGUACUCUGCAGAUGCUGACGACUAUUGAAGGCCGGCUUGGAGAGCUGCUGGAGAAAGUGGAGAUGAUUCCUGCUGAUCGGCUCGCCAUCGCUGAGAAAGCCAAGGAGAGGGAGAGGAGACUCAGAUUGCGGGAUGAGAAGAUCUAUCUGCAGAAGCAGCAACAGGAAGAGAGAAUGAAGAAAGCCAUGGAGAGAGCUCAGGCUCAGAUCAAGAGAACGUCUGGUAAGAAGCUGAUGCCUCGCUCACUGCCUCCUGUUCGCAAACUCAAGGACGACCAGCAUGAUGACGUCACAGACAAAGAGAAGGAGGAGCACCUCUACUUUUUCACCUAACGCACAUAUUGUUACUCUAAUGGCUCACUGUGGGGUUUAUUUUCCUUAGUAAAUUAGCGAAAAGUCA
Astyanax mexicanus (Mexican tetra) is the source of this 1986-nucleotide messenger RNA. RefSeq names its product cilia and flagella associated protein 100 (gene cfap100). Bases 300 to 1919 code for a protein of 539 amino acids. Lineage: Eukaryota; Metazoa; Chordata; Actinopteri; Characiformes; Acestrorhamphidae. The record is from RefSeq and is a predicted model, not a curated record. The transcript has 14 exons.